UAUACGUAAUGUGCAUCAGGGUUUGGCCAAUUUGUCCAAGCAAGCUAUAAACCACUGAGCCAGCGGAAAGAAAACGCAAACGAAAACCGAAACCGAAACUCGAGCUGCAAACCAAACAUAAACUGAAACUGCUAACGACGCAAACGGAAACUUUUUGGCCAAAUGGCGAAAGUUAUCAAACAAUUGCGAAUGUGUUGAGAAGCGGCAGCCGGUGCGAAAAUGACAAAAUGGCGAAGUUAACGUUGCCUUGUCUACGGCGGCGACUGCAGCUGAUGGCGCUGCAAUUGCAACUGCAACUGCAGCCACAACAACAUCAGCAACAGCAGCAGCAGCUGCAUCCACACGGCUGCCACUUGAUGGCCAUGCAACUGGGCCAGGCCGUGCUCCUCUACGGCUGCCUCCUGCUGCUCCACGCCUCCGUGUCCGCCUCUGUCCUAGCCUCGUCCUCUGACUCGGCUGCCAUCCCGACCCUGCUGAACAUCUCCAGCACGGUGGACCUGGAUGGAGCAGCGCCGCAGCAGCAACAGCGUGAGCAACUCGAGAAGCGCACGCGGAAGCGUGAUGCCGCCAAUGUGCCUGAUGAUGACGACUAUGGCAGUUAUCCAGACGACGUCGACGAAUUGGAGGCCUUGCUUAAUAAUAAGUCAGCUAAGGGGAAAUAUAUUGGAGCGCCGUGCAACGAGCUAAAGUGUGACGUGAAGCUGCUGCACGUAUCCUGCGACAAGGAUACGCUAACCUGCAGCUGCGAACGCAACUACCCAGUGCAACUUGGACUGAUAAAGGGUUGCGCCAAACCUAAAAAACUGGGCGAUCAGUGUUUCUACGACGAGACCUGCAUCUACAACGACGAGAACUCCCUUUGUGUUCAGGUGCGGCACAAUGCGAUGUGCCAGUGUGCCAGCGGGUUUCACUCGGUGAGCUACGUGAAGCCAACGCGCCGUGUCUUUUGCACUCCAGAUCUCAGCGAACUGAGUUCGGACCUGCCCACCUUGUUGGGCGUCUCCACGGGCAUCGCGGUUCUGGCCGGGCUCAUCUGCAUGGUGCUGCAUCUGUUCAGCAAGACGAAGUAUCCGCGGCAUCGAAAUUACGGAGAUGCCAGCAUUCCGCCGCCCAUUCUGUACUCCAGCGAUACAGGGAUACCGCUUACCGUUCACUCGGCGCGUCCGUCGUCGCGUUCCAGCAUCCGGUCGACGGGAUCGAUUGGCUCCUAUGGCAACCGACGAGCCUCGGCCGGCGGACUGGGCGGGGGUGCCGCCGGAGGCGUGGCAGGCGGGGCCGGCGGAGGAGGGGCGUCUGGAAGCGGCGGCUCGAAGGGCAUACUGGUGUCGACGUCACGAACAGGUGCGGCUAGAUCGGCCGCCAUAUUGCUCAUAUCGUGUCACAUAGCGGCGGUGUCCAAACAAAAUUCCCGGGCCUCGUCGCGGCACACAUCCGGAGCGGGCUGCAGCCAGCAUUCGCGGGACGACCUGGAUGAUGGUGGUGGUGGCGGUGGAACUGGGAGUGGGAGUGGGUGCCGCAGCUGCGAGAGCACGCUCUCGAUGAACCGCCACCUGCAGAAGCAACUGAACCACCAGCGGCAUCUGCUCAGCUUCGAGCUGUCGCCGGCGAGGUCGAGGAAUCAGGAUAGAUUUAGGACAUUGUUGGGCAUGAAUGGCAUUGAGAAUCACACUUUUGGGGGCAAUGAGGAUGAGGACGAUGAGUGCGGUCCGCAUAGCAUAGAACCCAGCACAACAGUCCCUCAUGCACAUGAUGCCCAUGAUGCCCAUGCCCAUGCCCAUGCCGAUAGCGAUCCGGCUCAUCCAGGUGCUGGUGCUGGUGGUGCUGGUGGUGCUGGUGGUGUUGGUGUUGGUGGCUACGGCUACGGCUAUGGCCAUGUCGGUGUGGUUGGUGGUUACGGCGAUGCCGACACCAAUGGCGGCGACUCCAGCGGCGGAUUCGCCACUGGCGCCGAGCUGCAUCACCUGCAAAUUGGCGCACUGCCCACGCCGGCGAGUGAAACGCCACGAUUUGCGGUAAAUCAACUCAAGCAUCAGUCAUCCCGCAUCCAUUUGUACGAUCUUGUGGUCUGCUCAUACCCAUACCCAUACCCAUCCGCAUUCCGUAUCGUCAUGUCCACCCAAAAAAUAGAAACACUUCCACAUCACAACAAAAACAAAGUCAACUAUAUGCUAGUCGUAUCUGUUCAAUGGUUGCAUCCUCUCCUGUUUAGAGAUCAAUCUCAAAGUCUGUGCUAGCCCUUAGUUUGUACUUUCAUUUAUCUUUCCCUGAACUCUAGAUCUUUCAGUCUUUAGUGUACGACCUUUAAAUUGUUGAAUUGUUGCGUUUAAAAAAUACAGACAAUAGACUGCCGUAUAUUUGAAUCCUACCAUUAUAUUUACCAUCUAUAACCAUCUAUUCUGUGAAAGAAGUUAGAUACAUAAUUGAAAAUAUAUUGUGAGCUGAACUCUUUGUUUUAUCAGAUAUUACAUUUUGCAAAAGAUGACCUCACAUAUAUUUAUCUCUUUAUUAUACGAGCAAAAUGCAAAUGCUAGACUCAUUCCAAAUGAAGUACUAACAAAUUCGUUCUGUUAAAUAGCAUGGGAAUCUGUAAUUCAAUUAGAAGAAAAAAUUUCGGCGAAUGGAAUUUGAUUAUAUGUUUUAUUUAUCAUGACCGGAAAAACUCGACUACGGAAUACUUGGUGUCUCAUUUACAUUGCUCAAAGGAAUUUCCUCCCCUGCAUAGUUAUCAGAAUUCGUAAUAAAAUCAUGCCUCAUGUUGCCAUAAUUAAAUCGCGCAAAUUUAGUUAUUCACGUAAUCAUGUAUCGUUAAUUCAGCUCAGUUUAUUUACAGUUGAAACUUAAUUUGUGUACAUUGGCGUUGGUUAUCCCUAUCCCCCUGCUUGUCUAAUUAGUGUUUAAAUUGACAACUUUGUCUAGUUAAAAACGAUAAACUAAAAAACAAAUUUUGCGUUUCUUGAUGAUCGAUGUUAAAUGUGCUUCCGAGCUCCCUCUGUUUCCAAAUACCAAGUUGUUAAAUUGUUUUACUUUUUCUAU
This is a messenger RNA of Drosophila erecta, 3033 nucleotides long. RefSeq lists its product as uncharacterized. Lineage: Eukaryota; Metazoa; Arthropoda; Insecta; Diptera; Drosophilidae. The coding region runs from base 228 to 2234 and encodes 668 amino acids. The transcript has 5 exons. The record is from RefSeq and is a predicted model, not a curated record.